Messenger RNA from Mya arenaria, 7802 nucleotides. Its product is annotated as sterile alpha motif domain-containing protein 9-like. The transcript is spliced from 9 exons. The record is from RefSeq and is a predicted model, not a curated record. Bases 587 to 6514 code for a protein of 1975 amino acids. NCBI's taxonomy places the organism in Eukaryota, Metazoa, Mollusca, Bivalvia, Myida, Myidae. Gene Ontology annotation, cellular component: cytoplasm. Gene Ontology annotation, molecular function: protein binding.
AGUAUUUAAUGUACUCCAGUUGGCACGAUCAACUAGAGAGAAAGUUAAAAGCAUUGUCUACGGUUUGUACAGAUCUAUGCAAAUUUAAUACUCAUGGGAGGAAUAAGCAAGAAAAAAUAUAAGUUCGAAUGGUAUCAACUCAUUACCAGUUUAAAAGAAGUUCCACACAAAUACAUAUUAAAAGUAUUUGUUAUAAACAUUUACAAUUUCGGAAAAUAUGUACCUCACCUGAAAGGGCGCUAUUUAUAGAUAUUACGUGUUCUCAUAUGUGGAUCAAUACGGACGUUUCUCAUAAGUUGGAUAGAAGAUUGAACUUAUAAUGUUCACCUAUCAUGAAUGGCAUUUAUAUGGCGGAGAUAAUAUUUUGGUAUGAUGGAAACAUGAACCAGUCAGUUUUUUGGACAUUUUCAUCCCAUGUUGAAAAAAAAAAACAUUCUUCGCACCUACCAGCAGAGUUGUUUCGUCAGAAUGUACUAUAAAUCCAUACACAAUUUUAAACAUUAACAUUACAGUAUAUUGAUUACGUUAUGAACUGGAGUUGUUAUGAGAUUUGUGUUCGACUGAAAACACCAAAGUCAUAAUUAAUAUGGCAUUGUCAUCGGUUCCCGUGUUAUAUGGGAAGUCAAAUAUUGAAGAUGCGGGACACUACCACCGACUUCUUGAUUUAUUCUUUAGCUGUACAGCAGAAGCACUACGAAAAUAUCUUGAAAAGGACAUUUCUAGUCAAGGAAUGACCCUUAAAGAUUUUUUACAAAAAGAGGAUGUUAAGAAAAAAAUAAAAGGAAAGUCUCUUUUUCCUGAGCAAAAAACCCUACUUCAUAGUCCAAAACCUUCUUACGAAUCAUUUGACAUUACCCUUUUAUCCAUGUUAAUUCUAGAAGUUUGCAAUCCUCUUGAAAGUGUCUCACAAUCUGUAAGAAAACUUAAAAAGCUGAGAAACGACUUAGCACAUAACGUCAAAGGAGAAGUACAUGGAGAUCAAACAUUUAAUGAAGCUAGUCAAGAAAUUUUGAUAAUUGCCAAGGAAAUAGGAAAAGAUUUCAAGGAUAAAAUUUUGAGCCAAAUGCGCGACAUUCGAAACAGAGAGAUGGUGCGGACACGAAGGAACAUGGAACAGAUCGUGAUCAAUGGCGAAUACUUCAUGGUUAAACUUGUUGAAUCUUCAGAACAUGAACAUGAAAUCAAAGAUGCCACAGAAACGAAGAUAAAACUCAAUUUGUCUCGAUGGAUUCGCCAGCUUUCACGAAUGGAUAAAUUGAAUAUAUUUCUUCAAAAUUUGAAAGAAACUUGUGUCAUAAGUGAAAUGCAGAAGUUAUCAAUAGAGACAGAGUACCAGAAUUACAGCCAAAUGCAAAGACUUGUUUUGUUUGUUCAAAAUGAAACCAAAGCAAAUCUAUUCAAAUUCUGCAAAGAAUUGAGAUCAAUGCAUCCAUUAUUGGCGGACUUGAUUGAGGGGAGCAACACAGAUGGUACUGACAUUGAUGCAUACCUUGACAGCAACGAAAUCUCAGAAAUCGAACAAAUCCUUCGAUCUUCUGUAAAGAGUUGCACUGGUGCUACAGUUACGUGUGAGGACAUCCAUGUCAUGGUUGAAGACAAAAUGAAGACGAACAUUUGUUUCGAGAAAGUGAAAACGUGUUUGCUAAAUGUGUUUCCCCAAGCUACCUGCAACACGACAGAAAAGUGUUUUGUUGGCGUUCAGGAAACCUCAAAAUCUGCCUGUUCUUCAAAACAAUCAGAUAAGUCUCUGGCGUCAAAAGUAUUUUCUUCUAUGCCAAUUGAAGAAUUUGCAAAGGAAAUUGGUAAGCGAAUGGAAAUAUUAAAACCAGAAUUUAAAGAUUUAUUUCGGGAUGCAAUUUCUAGCGAAUCGAUUAUUCCUAAAACAUUCGUUACCAUGUCGCCUGAGAAUUUAGAGAGAGUGUUUGGUUGUUACCUACCAGGAAACAAGUUUGGAUUCGGUAUAAAGCAUGAGUUGAUGUCUUUUCAAAAAGAAAUCCAAGACCAGCUCGCUGCUUCUCCGUCAGAUAUGUCUGAGAAAGUAUCCUUAAGAAAGUUUGAUUCACCAGCGUCUGGCGACGUUAAGUACUGCAAAGGAACAGUCAGACCUGCUCAUGGCAAUAUAUUGGUUCCAAUUCACGAAUUUCGUUCAAUGAUGAAUGCAUCAAAACACUCAAUAGCAAGAGAAGUGUUACGGUUCAUGGCUGCUUGUAUGAAUUCUAGAAAGAAUGGAACAAUUCAUUUUGGCAUUAAAGACAACGGAGAUGGAUGUGGUACAAUCGAAGGGGUUCCAAGUAUUUCAUUCAACACAAAAGAUUUAGACGUUCUAAUAGCCCGGUACAUUACUGAUACUUUCUGUCCAUACAGCCAGAAUGCAUUACAGUGUUUAAGACCGACACAGGCGAUUUCAAUGAUGGAAUCUGAAAACAUUGUCCUUGAAGUAGAUGUCAUUCCGUCUUCGUUUCAUUGUCCAAAUGAAAUAUUUCCGAUUUGCUUUCCGCCAAAGGGUCCAGCUUGUACUGUGUACUUUAUUUAUGACCUAAAGCCAAGAUGCAAUUUAGUUACCAUUGAUGGAUCAAAGAUCAAGUCUGUACAAGGCCAAUACGCAGAAAGGUAUGAGGCGAGACGUAUCCUGGAAAAAGGAAUUCUUGUGGAAAACAACAAGGAAGAAAUGCUAGAAAGAACAUUGGCAGUUGCGCUGACAGGUACAGGGACAAAGUAUGUUACAGACGAAUAUGUUCCAAUUAUAGUCACUGGUAAAAUUGGGAGGCAUGAUGAAAGCGAUUUAAGAAAGCAUUUGAAGAUGGAUCUAGCAUUCACAUCAUCUCGUUUUAUUAUUGACUUGGAUUCAUCUUCUAAACUGAGAACUGAAAUAGAAAAAGACACACUUAUUUUCAAUGUUAAAACGGCUGAAGAUUUUAUGCAGACAGACAGACCAGAGUUAACAAAUGAACCGACCUGGUUGUAUUGCAAUGGCUACGAUGAGAAUAAUGUAGGUGCAAUGAAUGUUAAAGAAUGGACAGGACGCAGGUUACCAGGAAUAAAACGUGCGUUGAACAUGAUUAGGGACAAUAUCCCUGAAGGACGUGCAUUAGUUCUAUUUAUGGUUUAUCAACAACCAACGAAAGUGGAUCCACUUUUUGAACUUGUCAGAGACAUGAUGAUGUCAUCAUUCCGGGGAGAGUGCGUAGUUGUUUCAAGCAAGGAAAACAAUAUAAAAGAUAUCAAGAAUGAAAUGUCGCAUCUAGUGGAUGACCCGUAUUUUGAAGAUCAAUUUCACACAGGUCUUCCUUGGGAGUCAAUUUCAAGUGUCAUAAACUCUGUGUUUCGUCCUAAUCCCAAUGUCGUAUGCAAGCUGCCUUGCAGUUCCGGAGGACACUUCGUAGAAAUGACUACGAAGGAGAGAUCGACAAUGAAACUAACCGACAUAGAAAUACUAAGUGGUGAGGAAUGUCAGAUUGAAUACGAUAAAAUGAGCAAAGCUGAACGUAAUGGACAUGAGCAAGAAGUGCAGAAACAAUAUUACAAAGGGAGUGGUGUGUCGUGGUGGAACUUCUUUUAUGACAACCAGGUUGGGAAACGCAAGGAUUUUGAUUCCCAUAAGGAGGAUAUGUAUGAUAAAUUGAUGUCAAAAAAAGGAGAAGACUUGGUUGAAAUCCAUGAAAUAGAACAUCACCCUGGUGCUGGAGGAAGUACAUUGGGAAGACAUCUACUGUGGCGAUUCAGUCAAUUUAACGGUGUACCCAAAAAUGCAUUCCGCUGUUGUGUGGUGAAAAACAUAACAGAAAAGACCGUUGAACAGAUAGAUCGUUUCAGAGUUUUUAAAGAUCCGAAAGACCCGAAACCUUUUAUAGUUCUUAUAGACAACAAGGGCGAAGAUGGUGUUGUGUUGCUGCGGUCAAAGUUGCGCGAGGCUGCCUACAAAACUAGCACACCGGGAAAACUGUUUUGCUUAAUCAUAUUGAUUAAUAGGGUGCCGAUUUCAAACGAGAAAACAUCUUCAUCUUCAAAACGGAAGCGGCUUUUAAGACACAAUUUAAGUGGUAAAGAGUUACAGUGGUUUGAAAAGAAGUAUAAAGAGCUUGAUGACAAACAAAAUAUUGACGUUGAAACGUUGAUUGCUUUCAAUGUGAUGAGAAAUUCCUUUGAUAAGAAGUAUAUAGAUGAACUCACAACAGAGAUGAUGAAAGGCGUAACUAGAACAGAAUUUGAAGUGCUUAAAUGUUUGUCUGUCAUAUCGUCGUAUGAAAGCGAUCAUCCCGUGCCGCAGUCAGUGUUUGACUCGUUUAUGGAAGAUACAACCGAUAUAGCAGGAGUGUUUGACUUGCCAUUUGGUAUAGCACAUUCUGUGAAUGAAUUACGGAAUAUGCCUGAGAGAAGGAAAGACAUAUGGAACACCAAAAUGUCUGAUGCGAUGUCGUUACUUGUAACCCAGCGGCACGAUGCUGAUUUUUAUAAUGGAGGAAUUUGCAUAAUCUCACAACCACUUGCCAAAUCAAUUUUGUACUACAUAAUGAAAAAAACAGGCAGCUUCUUGGGAGAUAUAGUUGAACAUGUCCUUCAUGCAGUUUCCAAGAAAAAGAGUAAAGGCAAUCCAAUGUCGAAACAAUUCUUAAAAAUUGUAGGCAGCUUAUUCAAAACAAGACAAUUUGAAGACAGCAAUAAACCAGAGACAAAGCUGAAAUUUUCAGAUUUAGUGUUAGAUCUUGAGAAAGAGAAAGCUUCAAUGAGCGGAUCGGAAAGUGUGCUGAAGACAAUGCAGAGGUGUUUUGAAAUUACGGAGGACGCCAUGGUGGGCCAACAGCUUGCACGAUACAAUAUUCACAUAAAUGAUUAUGAGAAUGCUGUACAUGAGAUCAAAAGAUCUCUGGAACUGAAACCUGACAAUUCCUACCUUCUUGACACGUAUGGUCAAAUUUUCAAAGCAAAAAUGGAGCACGUGCUGGACUCACAUUCUUCUUGUGAAAAGCUUGAUCAAGAAAAAGCUGUUGAUGUGAUCAAUCUGGCUUUUUCUGCGAUCGAAAAAUUCAAAGAAGGCCAAGAAAAAGCCAAACAAUUGGAUGACACAAAUAUGAGUUGUUUUCACAUGGAGGUAAAAACAGCACUGUUUCUUCUCGAAAAGUUUCAAAAAUUCGACAACGUUCCAAAUAGAAAUGAACUAUGCAGGUUUUUGACUGAUAUUUCUUUUUCAAUCAAUGAUUCCACUUUCUUUGGAUUAAAACAAGCUUGUCCGAGAAUAGAAGAACUGAGAAAAGGUAGUGAAUGGCAGCAACACCUUGAGUCAUCACUUAGGUGUUUAGAAGAGACGAACUACCAAAUCAAGCGUCAUCUUUACACAGUGCAUACGGAACAUGAAACGUUGCUUUUGAAAUUGAGAGAACGUUUCGAACGAUUUUACGGCGCAAUAGAUGAGAGAAGCAAGUAUCAAUUCAAGUUUGGCAUUGGUCUUAAGCCAUUGAUGACAGCUGCUGAAAAGAGUCCAGACCUGUUGCAGUAUAGGGUAGAUGAGGCACGAAAAAACCUCCACGAGCUCAAUCACAGUGAUGUUAGAGAUUUGUUAGUGUAUUUAGGAUACAGUAUCAUUACAUUGUCUGAUGGGUCGAGCAAGGCGAAAGGCCAGCAAUGUUCACUUGAAGAGUAUGGUCGUUUAAUAAGGUACAGUACAAAAUUAGUAGACAAGCAGAGGAAAGAAAUGGCUGGACGAAAAUACCUGGAGUCUUUUCUGUACUUUGCUAUGCUUCAUUGGCCGUUACAGACAAGACUUGCUCUCAACGAAGAUGCUUUUUCUCAUGGGGGAACAUACAAGGAUUUAAUAAAAGAAUGGGAGGAAUCGUACAACCACAAUCACUUCAUUAAAUCACUACAACAAUCAAAAUCAAAGAAGCCGAAAAAUUAUUUUGCUUUGGGAAAAGGAUCGCCCGGAAACGAUAUCGUAGAUUUGGAAUCAAUAACGAGAGAGUGGAUGGAUAGGAACAAAGAGGAGGGUCGAUAUAGGCGCCCGGUAUUUGGAGACAACUUUUGGCGGGAAGGGUUUGUUGAGGCACGCCUGGAACGCUUAGAGGGCGUCGUUGACGGCAAUGGUAGCACAAUAAGUCAUACGGUAAAGUACCCCAACAACAGGGAGCAUUCGUUUACGAUAUGCACGUACUAUCCCUGUAAUAGUUAUAGCAACAGAUCAGUAACGUUUGUUCUUGGAUUCACGUGGAAAGGACCUACGGCAUUUGACGUUCGAGAGAAGGGAAUAGAGACACAAAAGCGGGUUGUUGCCAUAAUUGAUAAAUCACAUGCACCCUUGGUUGGAACGGUGGCAACCGAAACACUGCAAUACCACGAACAUACGAGCACACCAUGUGCAGAGACGGGAGAACAACCAGGACAAGUUGAACGUUCGCUUGAGACACAGAAAGUAGAACCAAGCGGUAAAAGGACGACUGAAAGGACUACAGAAAAUGCAUCAAGCCGAAGACAACGGAAGAACAAGAACAAAAAGUCUUCACAGAACACUUCUGCGAAAUAAGUUAUUGCCUAUGGUUGUGAUGGAUUUUAAUUGCGAAAAACUGAGAGGAAAAACGUUUUGUCAGUUUAAAAAAGUAAAUCAGCCACCUCAAAAUUUAACUACUUAAGGAUUGUAGUUGAAGCACAAUGAGUUUGAAUACAAAAAAAAAAUGAUUGUGUGCAAGGAAAACCCAACUCGAACUGCAUUAAGAAGCGAGGCAUGCAAUCUUCCUUUAAGAACGUUAACUAAAAACGUUCAAGUGCUCAUCUAGCAAAGGAAUCGAUGGGAGGUGUAGGCUACAUGUGUUGUGGUAGCUCCUAUCUGUCAUACCAAUAUUUAUGGUGUUACUUAACUGAGGCUGUGUAUGACGGCAGUUUGUAAAAUUGAAUACAGUUUGUACUUCAGUUUGUCAGUUGACUUUAUUUUGUUUAUGGUAAAUAUUUGCUUAUGUAUGAAAUGAAAAUGAAGUAGUUUAUCAUAAUAGUUGGUAUGCAUAAGAUGUAUAAGAAAGCACAAAGUCAACUUGAAUGUUAUGAAAUGUAUGUUUAUUUGAGUAUUUAAGUUACAAUGAUGAAUUCUUUGCUUGCAUUAGCUUAUUGCUAUUUUUGUUAAUUUUAACGUCCAAAUGUUUUAUAUACUGUAUUAAUAGUAGGUGUACGCAGUCUCGUGCUGAUUGCAGUUUGUUCUAUUAUCAUUGGUGUUCCUAUGUAAAUUUUAUGUACGUAUGUUCUCAUUCCUUGAAUCAUACUUCCAUGUAACUGAUACAUGUAUGUCAUUUUUGUCCAAGUAAGAUGUGUAAGAACAUUAUUCAAAAUUUGUUGGUGUUGGGUUUCUUAUAGUACAAUCGGUAACAUCUUUUUUAAGCUUAUUGCCAUUAAAAUUAUUCAGUUUAUGCAGGUCAAAGUAAAGGCUUUUCAAGAUUGCCUAAAAAAUACGCAUUGAAUUGAAAAUGUUUUUAGAGUUACAAAAAACAUGUGUCGUACGUGACCAAUAAAAUAAUUAUUCCGAAAUAAGUAGCGCAUAGGUGGCAGAUUUUGUCGGCGAUAUUGAACUAUUUUGUAUAUAUCAUAAUAUAAAAUACACAAAGUUUCAGCAUCUCUGACUGACACUGAUUCCUGUAUUGUAUUAUUAAAUGCAAUGUGUUAAUAUGUUUUAAACAUUUAUGUAGAUUCUUCAGUUAUUUAUGAAUGGUGUGUGUAUUUUGGUAUGGCUUGUUGCAUGUGCAAAUAAUUUUUGUUUAAUAUUUAUGUUAAACUUAUAUUUGUAAGUAUGUAUAUUAUAUUCGACCCAAAUAAUGUGGUAUUCUUGG